AUGGGGGUACUACCAGUUGUCAACUUUGUUUUCAUGCGGUAUGGCAGGGAGGUCGAACGCCGGAGGAUAGCUGUUGCCCCAAGCACCACCCUUGGGAGCCUGAAGAUUCACCACAAAAUCAUCAAUGCUGGCAGAAAGGAUGGGGAAGACGGAGUGUCUGGCCUCCAUGGUUGGCAAGUGCUUUAUGCUCCGCAAGGGUUCAAUCAGGACGGCCGCUUUCAAAAGGCUGGAGAAGCCAAUGCUUAUUGGGUGCUCCAUAGGGAGUCGUUUGAUGCUCUUGAGAGCGAGGUCCAGGGACUCCUCUUCGAUUCACGUCCUUCUAGGAGCUCUUUCCUGUUGUGCGGCCCCAUCGGCAAGAGUCACUGGGUCCUGGCAUUUGUUAACAGCCUCAUUAGAAGAGCUCAUGACCGGUUGGUGGAGAACGAACAGCUGAAACGGGGGAGCGAACCUGCUGGAAAAACAGGACGAGAAGUCCGCUUUCGAGUAGUUCCGGUCCUGGACUGUCGAGAACUGCAGCACAACUUCACGCUGGCACUUGUAAGGGGGUUGUCCAUAGCUUUUGGAGAUGAUCAGCAAGCACUUGAUGAGAUCUGCCAACUAGAGACUGCAAAGCAGUUCCGAAGCUUUGUGGCUUGUCAGCCAGCAAGGGUGCUCUUUGUGCUCGACCAGUACGAGUGUGUCCUCGAACCGGGCAACGACACUCUGAAAGGAUAA
Messenger RNA from Klebsormidium nitens, 714 nucleotides. NCBI's taxonomy places the organism in Eukaryota, Viridiplantae, Streptophyta, Klebsormidiophyceae, Klebsormidiales, Klebsormidiaceae. The record is from the annotation of a GenBank genome assembly.